AUGAAACCCUCCGGUCAUAUUGAUAAAGUGAUGCACAUAAUUGGUGGAGAAGAAGUUCUAAAGCAUCGAUUGCGGUUGAAAACAACAAUUAUGGUUGUCAAACAGUUGGCUUUACAAGAAAGUUUUUUUAGAGGGCAUGAUGAAUCUGAUGAUUCUUUGAAUCCGGGGAAUGUUCUAGCUUGGAUUGGUUUUGCAGCGAAGUUGAAUGAUCAAAUCAAUAGUGUAGUUCUCCGUAACGCACCAGGAAAUGCGAAAUACACUUCACCAAGCAUCCAGAAGGAGAUAUUGGGAAUCAUAGCAAAUAGAGUGCGUUGUAAGAUACGCGAGGAGAUUGGAGAUUCUUGUUUCUCUAUUCUUGUUGAUGAAGCAGUUGAUGAAGCUGGAAGGGAACAGAUGUCUAUUAUUUUGAGGUAUGUCAGUUCUUCUGGUAUAGUAACUGAACGCUUUUUCGCUCUCAAGAGUGUAGCUGAUACUUCUGCAGAAACACUAAAACAAGCUAUUUGUGAUGUUCUCUCUCAGUAUGACCUUCAAAUUGAAAAAUUGAGAGGUCAAGGAUAUGAUGGUGGUAGUAAUAUGUCAGGACAGUUUAAUGGAGUCAAGGCAUUAUUUCUUAGAGAUUGCCCAUAUGCCUAUUUUGUCCACUGUUUUGCUCACAUAUUGCAAUUGACAUUGAUUACUUCUGCAAAGCUGCAGUUGGAUUUGUUUCCAUGUCAAAAGUUAAACUUCAAAAGCUACGGGAUGAAGGAUGGGACAAGCUACUCCAAGAGGUAA
This is a messenger RNA of Linum trigynum, 771 nucleotides long. NCBI's taxonomy places the organism in Eukaryota, Viridiplantae, Streptophyta, Magnoliopsida, Malpighiales, Linaceae. The record is from the annotation of a GenBank genome assembly.